Messenger RNA from Varanus komodoensis (Komodo dragon), 1140 nucleotides. It is a transcript of the gene OPRK1, whose product is annotated as opioid receptor kappa 1. Gene Ontology annotation, biological process: neuropeptide signaling pathway; G protein-coupled opioid receptor signaling pathway; sensory perception of pain. Gene Ontology annotation, molecular function: dynorphin receptor activity; neuropeptide binding. Gene Ontology annotation, cellular component: membrane; neuron projection. Bases 1 to 1140 code for a protein of 379 amino acids. The record is from RefSeq and is a predicted model, not a curated record. The transcript is spliced from 3 exons. NCBI's taxonomy places the organism in Eukaryota, Metazoa, Chordata, Lepidosauria, Squamata, Varanidae.
AUGGAAUCCCCAGUAUACAUUUUUCGUGAAGAGCCAGGGCCCACCUGUUCCCCAGGACCCUGCCCCUUUCCAAGCAGUAGCUGGCUUGUUGACUGGGCAGAAUAUGGAAACAAUAGUGGUGGCCUUUAUGAUGACCUACAGCAGAAUCACACCAAUAUCUCCCCAGCUAUUCCUAUAAUCAUCACUGCUGUCUACUCCAUGGUCUUUGUGGUGGGCUUGGUUGGCAACUCUCUGGUCAUGUUUGUCAUCAUAAGGUACACAAAAAUGAAGACGGCAACCAACAUCUAUAUCUUUAAUCUGGCUGUGGCAGAUGCCCUUGUCACUACAACAAUGCCAUUCCAAAGUACCGAGUACUUAAUGAACUCUUGGCCAUUUGGGGAUGUGCUAUGUAAAAUAGUUAUUUCCAUUGACUAUUAUAACAUGUUCACCAGCAUAUUCACACUGACCAUGAUGAGUGUCGACAGGUACAUUGCAGUGUGCCACCCUGUGAAGGCGCUGGACUUCCGUACACCUCUGAAGGCUAAAGUAAUCAAUAUCUGCAUCUGGCUCUUAUCUUCAUCAGUUGGUAUAUCAGCUAUAGUCCUUGGCGGCACAAAAGUCAGAGAAGAUACAGGCAGUACAGAGUGUUCUUUACAGUUUCCAGAUGAUGACUACGUUUGGUGGGACACCUUUAUGAAAAUCUGUGUCUUUGUCUUUGCAUUUAUCAUCCCAGUGUUAAUCAUAGUUGUUUGUUACACUCUAAUGAUUCUGCGCCUGAAGAGUGUGCGACUUCUGUCUGGAUCUCGAGAAAAAGACAGAAAUCUCCGUCGCAUCACCAGAUUGGUUCUUGUUGUGGUUGCAGUCUUCAUCAUCUGUUGGACUCCAAUCCAUAUCUUUGUGUUGGUUGAGGCCCUUGGAGAUGUAUCACACAGUACCGCAGCCAUUUCUAGCUAUUACUUCUGCAUUGCUUUGGGCUACACCAAUAGCAGUCUGAAUCCCAUCCUGUAUGCUUUUCUGGAUGAAAACUUCAAGCGAUGUUUCAAAGAUUUCUGCUUUCCUUUUAAGAUGAAGAUGGACCAACAAAGCACCAGUAGAGCCCGAAACACCGUUCAAGACCCUGCUUAUGCUGGGGACACUGAUGGUACAAACAAGCCAGUAUGA